Dentiscutata heterogama is the source of this 1444-nucleotide messenger RNA. The record is from the annotation of a GenBank genome assembly. Lineage: Eukaryota; Fungi; Glomeromycota; Glomeromycetes; Diversisporales; Gigasporaceae.
AUGUCUUCUACAGCCACAUUGAGUAGUUCUUCUUCAGUUGUAAUUGAGCCUAAUGCUAGUGAGUUCGACGCGGAAGAAGAGGUUGAGGAAGUUGAAAAACAACUCGCAAACAUUAAUAGGGAUGCUGUUCUUUUUGUUAUCGAUUGUUCACCAUCAAUGUUGAGUGACGAAGAUUCACCAUUUAAAUCCGCUAUUCGAUGUGCAUCUACUGUAAUGAUGAAUAAAAUUAUUACUAGCAAUGACACGGAUCUUAUGGGUGUAAUGCUAUUUGGAACGGAAAAAUCACAAAAUGCACUUGAGAAAAAGCACAUUUAUGUGCUUCAGCCCAUUGAUUUACCAGAUAUUCACAGAAUUAUAGAAUUAAAUGAUAUAGCAUCAGGGCAAAUUGAUUUUAGUCAAGAGUACGGAAAUGCAAAUGAAGAAGUCCCAUUAGGAGAUGUCUUUUGGGCUUGCAAUGAUUUAUUCAAUUCAUUAUCUUCUUCAACAAUUAAGAUUAAGAGAAUAUUUCUCAUCACUGAUGAAGAUAACCCACAUGCAACAAACCCAGUUCUUCGUAGUACAUCAAUAACUCGUGCCAAGGAUCUUAUUGAAUCAAAAAUUGAAAUAAAUCUUUUCAGCGUUAAUAAAUCAGAUGAUAAAGAAUUCAACUUUGAUACUUUUUAUUCGAAAAUUAUUUCCAGAGAUGAUUUUGGAGACAAUCUUCACUUUAAUACAACUAAAGACUUUAAUGUUCUUUUGACCCAAAUUAUGAAUAAAGAAUCCCCAAGGAGAUCUUUAUUUUCUCUGCCAUUUCGCUUAUUUGAAGGUGAAGGUCUAACAAUCGGAAUCAAAGGCUUUUCGGCGAUAGUUGAAAGGUUGAAACCUCAACAUAAAUUAGUUCAUAUGAGAGCUGAGACGACACGUCUUGUUGAAACAAAGACAAAAUGGAUUUGCGCGGACACUGCCCAAGAAUUGAUGCCUGAAGAUAUGAAACUAUUUUUUUCAUAUGGUGGCGAAAAGGUUGUCUUUACAAGAGAGGAAAUAGCAAAAAUUCGAGAUUUCGGUGAAAAAGGUUUAACACUUAUUGGAUUUAAACCUGCAAGUGCACUUAAAUAUCAUUACAAUAUUUCACACCCAUAUUUCAUAUAUCCUGAUGAAGAACAAUAUGAAGGUAGUAGAAGAACAUUUGCAGCUUUACAUAAAAAGAUGAUCGAAAAAGAUAAAAUCGCCAUAUGUGCUGCAAAAAUUCGUAAUGGAACUCCUUUUACAUUUGUUGCUCUAAAGGCUCAACCUGAACUUCUCGAUGAAAAUGGUCUGCAAAUCCAACCUCCGGGUAUGAAUAUGAUUAGUCUUCCAUUUGCAGAUGAUAUGCGACCUCUUCCACCUCAAGCUGAAAUAAGAUCCGUUGUUCCUGAUACAAUGGUUGAUUUUGUUAAACCGAUAAUUUCAAGCCUUCAAAUGAAGG